AUGCCAAAUAGUAUUGUUGUUGAUGUAGAUAUCAUUUUCAAAUUCAUGUUGAUGGUAAUAGAAGUGCCUACUGCUUUUGCUGUCAGGGACAUCCUUGGAAAUGUGCUCAGUGGAUUGUCUAUGCAGUUUUGGAAACCUUUUUCAUUGGGUGAUACCAUAAAGGCAGGAUCUAUAGAAGGUCAGGUGGUGGAAAUGGGACUUACAAGCACAACAUUACUUAAUGCUGAGAAAUUUCCAGUUCUGGUUCCAAAUGGAUUGUUUACAAGUCAUACCCAUGUAAAAUUUUACGUUAUUGUGAACAAGUCACGAGCCCAAUGGCGUACAGUGGUGACCAAAAUUCCCUUGCAAAUUGAAGAUCUGGACAAGAUUCCUGAGAUAUCAAAUGACAUCAAGAGCAUGCUGCGAUCAAACUCAAAAGUUUUCUUGGGAAAGGAAGCCCCUUAGUUCCUUUCUUAUAUAGAAUGUUCUUAUGCAGAACUAACUGUUGGAUGCAAUCUCAAAAAUAUGAGCAAAGAUGAAUUAUACCCUGCACAACAAGAUAUUCUACUGCAGUCAGUCCAGAUUAUUAAGAAGCAUGGUGCUACAUUGGGCAAUGCAUUCCAGGGUACAGCCAGUCGGUGAUGCAGCAAAUGGAGUAUGAAAU
Durio zibethinus is the source of this 643-nucleotide messenger RNA. Lineage: Eukaryota; Viridiplantae; Streptophyta; Magnoliopsida; Malvales; Malvaceae. The record is from RefSeq and is a predicted model, not a curated record.